AUGCCACUCACCGGCCGAAGAAGAGUUCGAUUUCCGAAUCCUAACCCAAGCCAAAGCCAAAAGCCGCAAAAGAUGACGCGCCCGGGGAUCCCGGCCAUUUUCACCCAACCCCCAGCAAUUAUCGACCCGCUCAUCACAGAGACCACUGAUCUACACAAUGCUACCCGGGACAAGUGUCUCCCCUUCCUGAAAGGCACCCACUCGAGCCAAGCGGACCUCAACAAGCACGGGGUUCCCGCUCUGAAGCGCGAUCUCCAUGUAGGGUACCUCUUCGACAGCCUGGAGGAUUAUCCCUCCGGCUUCGUGGCCAUGGACGCUAGUCGCCCGUGGAUCGUGUACUGGGGUCUUGCGGGGUUGGCCAUGCUAGGGGAAGAUACGAGUCAAUUCCGAGAACGUGUCAUCACAACACUGCGUCCUAUGCAGAACCCCUCCGGAGGAUUUGGAGGUGGCCAUGGCCAGACCUCGCAUCUGGCGGGCAGCUAUGCGGCCGUGCUGUCGCUUGCCAUGGUUGGUGGUGAGGCACUGGGAUUGGUGGAUCGACACGCGAUGUGGCAAUGGCUCAGUCGGGUCAAGCAGCCUGAUGGCGGGUUUCGAGUUGGCGAAGGCGGGGAGGAGGAUGUGCGGUACGUGAAACAACGGUGGUGGCUAGAUUUUGACUUUCUGACGUUUCUUAGAGGCGCAUAUUGCGCUAUGACGAUUAUUUCCUUGCUGGAUCUGCCGCUCACCCUCGCGGAUGGGCAAGCGCGGGAUGCUGGAUUGGAGACUUUGACGAGUGGGCUCCCACAGUAUCUCUCCAGAUGCCAGACGUUCGAGGGUGGUAUCUCAGGCAGUCCUGGGUCUGAGGCCCACGGCGCAUAUGCCUUCUGCGCGUUGGCGUGUCUUGCCAUAAUGGGACCACCAGAGGAGGUCUUUACCAGACACAUGGAUAUCCCCAUGUUAGUAUCAUGGCUCUCUGCACGUCAGUCUGCACCAGAGGGUGGGCUGUCCGGAAGGACUAAUAAGCUUGUUGACGGAUGCUACAGCCAUUGGGUUGGUGGGUGCUGGCCAUUGCUAGAGUCCUCUCUAGAUGGCAAGCCGAGUAGCACCGAGCCUCCAGCCUCCAGCCUUUUCAGCCGCGAGGGCCUCACCCGCUACAUCCUUGCAUGCUGCCAAGGUAACGAUGGAGGUCUCCGUGAUAAACCGGGAAAACACGUUGAUUCCUACCACACCUGCUACGUCCUUGCAGGGCUGAGUACGACUCAAACCCAUCACUAUCGCACUGAUUCGAGUGCCGUGUCAGAUGGUUUCUCAUCUGCCUUUUCCUGGAAGUCAUCCCCAAGCCCCGCCGAGGACAAUGUGUUUACCAAGAGGGAUCGCCUAACCCCACUGCACCCCUUGUAUCUCAUCCCUCACAAAGAUGCAGAGAGAAUGCGGCUCUGGUCUCAGGCCCACCCCCUCGUGUGA
Molecule: messenger RNA, 1443 nt
Organism: Penicillium olsonii
Lineage: Eukaryota; Fungi; Ascomycota; Eurotiomycetes; Eurotiales; Aspergillaceae
Source: the annotation of a GenBank genome assembly